Molecule: messenger RNA, 2157 nt
Organism: Eucalyptus grandis
Lineage: Eukaryota; Viridiplantae; Streptophyta; Magnoliopsida; Myrtales; Myrtaceae
Product: cysteine-rich receptor-like protein kinase 15
Exons: 7
Coding region: 1-2157 (718 amino acids)
Biological process (GO): protein phosphorylation
Molecular function (GO): protein kinase activity; ATP binding
Source: RefSeq, a predicted model, not a curated record
AUGCAAGUGCAUGGAACGAAUAGAAUUGACAAUGCAAAUAUUGUUGUUCCUAUAAUUUCAUGCCGAUCUAGCCAUAGCCAAUACAAUCAUCGAUCCAACCAUGAAAUCUUGCUUCGCGGUCUCCCUCUCUCUCUCUUCUUCUUCUUCUUCAAAACUUUCAGUACUGGACUGUCGCCCGAAUUGCUGGAUUAUGAAUGCCCAAACACCACCCUCUUCACUCCCAACUCCACCUACCAGUCCAACCUCAACACCCUCCUCUCUUCCCUCUCCUCCGCCGCCACCAACAACACCGAUGGCUUUGCCAACGCCACUGCCGGCCAAAACCCUCCUGACCAGGCCUACGGGCUCUUCCUCUGCCGCAGCGACAUCAGCACCGCCACGUGCAGCGACUGCGUCGCCACUGGAAAACGGGAUAUCCGCCAGGUAUGCCCCGACCAGCGAGUCUCUGUGAUCUGGUACGAAAAGUGCAUGCUGAGGUACUCGAACAAGUCCAUCUUCUCCGUCAUGGAAGUGACGCCUUCCUUCACGCUGCUCAACCUCUGGAACAUCUCUGAACGGGCCAGGUUCAGGCAAGCACUUGGAAAGAGCAUCAGGGACAUCGCCUAUAGGGCUUCAGGCAGCGCGUCGGGGAAGAAAUUCGCGGAGGCAGAGAUGAAGUUCACGAGCUCGCAGACGCUGUACAUGAUGGCGCAGUGCACGCCGGACUUGAUGGAGUGGGAGUGUAACAGAUGCCUCCUGUCGGCGAUUGAUAUUCUCGAGGGGAAGCAAGGAGCGAGGACAUUGACCCCGAGCUGCAACGUGAGGUACGAGUUGUACCCCUUUUACAACGUCACCGCCGUGCGGGCACCACCUCCUCCUCCGCUUACGACAUCUGAAGGCCCCCUUCCGCCUCCCCUUCCUCCUCCCGUGACAACACCUGAAGUUUGGCAAUUGUCUCAUAUAUGUAAUGGCACCUGUGCAGGAAAAAGCAACAAAUUCACCGUGAUAACUAUUGUCAUUGUCGUUCCUACUGGAGGUGUAAUGAUACUUAUCUUUCUCACUUGUUUGCUUCGAAGAAGAGGAAAGGUGACGUAUGAAGUCGUCAAAGGAAAAAGUGGUGCAAACGAACUUAUUACCAUGGAGUCCUUGCAAUUUGACUUGGCUACCAUACAAGCCGCAACAAAUGAUUUCUCUCAUGAAAGCAAGUUGGGUGAAGGUGGAUUUGGUGAAGUUUUUAAGGGUGGACUUCCUAAUGGACAACCAAUUGCGGUGAAGAGGCUAUCUCAAAGCUCAAGACAAGGUGAUGAUGAAUUUAAGAAUGAAGUUCUAUUAGUCGCAAAGCUUCAACACAGAAACCUUGUACGACUACUCGGAUUUUGCUUGGAGGGAGAUGAAAAGCUAUUGGCCUACGAGUUUGUGCCAAAUAAAAGCCUUGAUUAUUUCUUAUUUGAUCUCGAAAAAAGGGGACAAUUGGAUUGGCCAUUACGUUAUAAAAUAGUGUCUGGGAUCGCUCGAGGAAUGCUCUAUUUACACGAAGAUUCUCGUCUUCGGAUCAUCCAUCGUGACCUCAAAUGUAGCAAUAUCUUGUUAGACAGUGAAAUGAACCCGAAGAUUUCAGAUUUUGGCAUGGCAAGAAUUUUUGGAGUUGAUCAAACUCAAGCUAACACAGAUAAAAUUGUGGGGACUUUUGGUUACAUGUCUCCAGAAUAUGCAAUGCAUGGAGAGUUCUCAGUGAAAUCUGAUGUUUAUAGUUUCGGCAUAAUACUUCUAGAGAUGAUUUGUGGCAAGAGGAAUAACUACUACCACCAAUUGGAUGGGGAUUUUCCAAACUUAUUCUUGCAGGCAUGGAAUCAAUGGAGAAAAAGCACGCCCUUGAAAGUGUUGGACUCGGCUAUCAUGGAUUCAAAUUCAAGAGAUCAAGUGCUUCGAUGCCUGCACAUUUGCUUACUAUGCAUUCAAGAAGAUCCGGUUAUUAGACCCACCAUGGCAACUAUAGUUCUCAUGCUCAGCAGUAAUUCCAUUACUCUACCAUCACCUCAACAUCCAGCCUUCUUCGUCCAAAGUAGAUCACAGAGAUUGAGCAUCCCAAUGAGAGAGCUUGAAUCAAACGAAUAUGCUAAUAAGACUAUGCCUUCAUCGACCAAUGGCAUGUCAGUUACCGAAUUGUACCCCCGGUGA